Messenger RNA from Fragaria vesca subsp. vesca, 1539 nucleotides. RefSeq names its product zinc finger MYM-type protein 1-like. The coding region runs from base 1 to 1539 and encodes 512 amino acids. NCBI's taxonomy places the organism in Eukaryota, Viridiplantae, Streptophyta, Magnoliopsida, Rosales, Rosaceae. The record is from RefSeq and is a predicted model, not a curated record. The transcript has 2 exons.
AUGCAAAAAUGGGAUUUGUUAAGAAACCCAGAAAAGCAUAUUGAAACAAUUCUUGAGUCAAGAUCACAAAAGGAUGUGGAAGACAACCGAAUGAGGCUUAAGGCUGCAAUAGAGGCUGUUAGAUUGCUAGCUAAUCAAGGAGCUCCUUUUAGAGGGCAUGAUGAAUCCGAAGAUUCCUUGAAUCAAGGAUAUUUUAAGGAAGUCAUAAAAUCCUUUUCAAGAAUGAGUGUGGAGGUGGAGAGAGUUGUUUUAGGAAAUGCUCCUAGAAAUGCCAAGUACACUAGUCCAACCAUUCAAAAGGAGCUCCUAAAUAUUCUUGGUAACAAAGUGAGGGGCAAGAUACGUGAUGAAGUUGGGAAUUCCAAGUAUUGUAUUCUUGUUGAUGAAGCAGUUGACACUUCUAGUAAGGAACAAAUGGCAAUUAUUCUGAGAUUUGUUGAUUCUCAAGGCCUGAUUCGAGAAAGAUUUUUUAAGAUUGUGAGUGUUCCUAACACUACCUCACAAACUCUUAAAAAUGAGAUCUCGAAAGUACUUACUAUGUAUAAUCUUCAAGUGAGAAAUAUGCGUGGUCAAGGGUAUGAUGGUGCUAGUAAUAUGAGGGGUAUUUUUAAUGGAUUGAAAUCAUUGUUUCUUCAAGAGUGUCCAUAUGCAUAUUUUGUGCAUUGCUUUGCUCACCGUUUGCAGUUGACAUUAAAUGCUACAGCUCAAGGGGUGCAUGACAUUUGGGAAUUCUUUUCUACCUUGAGUUUUAUUGUGAAUUUUCUUGAUUCUUCUGCUAAGCGGCAUUCUCCAUUAAAAGAGGUGAGAAAGGAGGAAAUUGCAAAUUUGGUAGCUUGUGGGGAACUUCAAACAGGUAGUGGUGCUAACCAAAUUUGUACUUUGCAACGAGCUGGUGCUACUCGUUGGAGUUCACAUUCCCGUUCUAUUAAGGCUCUUAUUGAAUUGUUUAGUUCAGUAAAGAUAACUCUUACUGAUAUGGUUGAUCAUGCACCUAGGGAAUUGCAAGGACAAGCUAAGUUGAGUGAGUUGAAUAGAAGGUUCUCAGAAGAAGCAUCAGAACUCCUUAUACUUAGUUCAACUCUGGAUCCUCAUGAUAACUUCAGGAAUUUUAAAUGUGAAGAUGUUUGCAAUCUUGCAAAGCAGUUUUAUCCUGAAGAUUUUGAUGAUGGUGAAAUGUAUGCUCUAGAAUCAGAGUAUGCAUUUUAUGAGAUAGAUAUGCGUGGUGAUCCUAAAUUCAAAAAUAUGGAGUCCAUUUCUGACUUGUGCCGCACCUUGGUUCAAACAAGGAAGUCUGAAUUUUUCCCUAUGCUUUAUAGAUUGAUUUGUUUAGUUUUGACUAUUCCUGUCUCUACUGCUACCACUGAAAGAGCAUUUUCAGCUAUGAACAUCAUUAAGAAUAAACUUAGAAGCAAAAUGGGAGAUGAGUAUCUUGGUGAUUGUAUGGUCCUUCACAUUGAGAAAGAGUAUGCUGAAUCUGUUACCAAUGAGGAGGUGAUUAAAGAGUUUGAAGCUUCAACUCGUAGAGUUAAAUUUAGUUAG